Molecule: messenger RNA, 1170 nt
Organism: Neurospora tetraspora
Lineage: Eukaryota; Fungi; Ascomycota; Sordariomycetes; Sordariales; Sordariaceae
Product: kinase-like domain-containing protein
Exons: 3
Coding region: 1-1170 (389 amino acids)
Biological process (GO): G1/S transition of mitotic cell cycle; regulation of gene expression; signal transduction
Cellular component (GO): cyclin-dependent protein kinase holoenzyme complex; cytoplasm; nucleus
Molecular function (GO): cyclin binding; cyclin-dependent protein serine/threonine kinase activity; ATP binding
Source: RefSeq, a predicted model, not a curated record
AUGUCCCAUUCUCCCGAGAGUCCAGAGAACACCUGGAAGCAAAGCCUGACGGCCGCAGAAAGAUAUGACAGUAUCCAGAAACUACAGCAGUUUGUGGCCGCGGCAGGGCUGAGUGAAAACGCCUUUGCCCUGGAGAAAAACGCCUAUGAAUCUGCACGCACCAGGGAGGAGUACGAUGCAUUUUGCAACCAGUCCCCUUUUGGAUCUUCCGAGGCAGAUCAGGCCGCAAUGGCUGUUGCUAACGAACAGAGUGAAGAUGAGAACGCCGGAGUGGAUCAUGGAGUUACCAUCGGUGACUAUCACAACUGCCACUACAUCACCAGCGGUGUGACUGCCGAUGUCUACAGAGCCGGAGACAGGGCGCUCAAGGUCAUCGUCGAGACCAGAAACAUUGAGCCUCAUAACCCCACACGAGAGGCAAAGCUCCUGGGCCUCUUGAGCAAGCCUUGCAUCCCUCUGCUCGACACCUUUCGGGACCACGAACAGCGUCUGGUCUUAGUCUUUCCAUACAUGCCGCUGACUCUUGAGAGCCUUCGGGAGCGGGUGCCUCUCACAGACAGCCACAUCCGCAUCAUCUUCAAGGAUGUCUUUACUGCCUUGGCCUCUUUACAUAGCCAGGGAAUCAUUCACCGCGAUGUCAAGCCUUCCGCUAUUCUCCUUGAAUCCCCCACAGGGCCAGCCUACCUUUCCGACUUUGGCGCCUCCUGGCAUCCGACUCUCUCAGCAGCCACGGAGCCCGCAGACAACAAGAUCUUGGAUAUUGGUACCGGCCCCUACCGAGCCCCUGAAGUCUUGUUUGGGAAUCACUCCUAUGGGCCUCCUGUCGACAUGUGGGGGGCAGGCGUGAUGCUUGCCGAGUGCUGCAGAGAAGGGGCGAACAAGCAGCUAUUCGAGUCACGAGCUGUGCAUGAGGACGGGAACCAACUGGGCCUCAUUCUCAGCAUAUUCAAGACGAUUGGGUCGCCGACGAGGGAGAGCUGGCCCGAGGCUGUGAACUUCAGGACGCCGCCCUUUGACAUCUACCGCGAGUUCGAGUGUCGCUCAUGGGAUGAAAUACUUCCGGAUGUGACUGAGGAGUGGAGGGAACUGAUAAGUGCCCUUGUGAAGUAUGAUAGUGGAAGAGCUACGGCUGAGCAGGCACUACAAUACCGUUGUAUGAAUCAAGUGUGA